Messenger RNA from Camponotus floridanus (Florida carpenter ant), 1053 nucleotides. RefSeq names its product dihydrofolate reductase (gene Dhfr). NCBI's taxonomy places the organism in Eukaryota, Metazoa, Arthropoda, Insecta, Hymenoptera, Formicidae. Gene Ontology annotation, biological process: dihydrofolate metabolic process; folic acid metabolic process; tetrahydrofolate biosynthetic process. Gene Ontology annotation, cellular component: mitochondrion. The record is from RefSeq and is a predicted model, not a curated record. The coding region runs from base 184 to 726 and encodes 180 amino acids. Gene Ontology annotation, molecular function: NADP binding; dihydrofolate reductase activity. The transcript has 5 exons.
CUCGACAUGGCUUUCCUCUUAUCUCUAAAAUAAGAUGGUGGAGAGAAAAGAUACUCGAAUAAUUUAACUAAUCUCUAUCGUCGUUGACUAGUUGCUUUGCUUCUCGAUUGAGUACAUCAUUUUACGUAAUUAUACGUUUUUUUUAUAUAUAUAAGAUUGUACCGUUGUUAUUCGCGUAUCGUAAUGCCACCUAAAUUGGAAUUAAUUGCCGCAGCAUGCGAAAAUAUGGGUAUCGGAAUAAAUGGUGGUUUACCUUGGCGUUUGAAGACUGAAAUGGCAUUCUUUACACGCAUGACAACCGAUACAAAGGAUAAAGAUAAAAAGAAUAUCGUACUUAUGGGACGGCGUACAUGGGACUGUAUACCUGAAAAAUACAAACCUUUAGAGAACCGUAUAAAUAUGGUGUUAACAUCACAAUCAUUGAAUUAUGGAGAUAAAGCAAUAAUAUGUAAAAGUAUACCACAUGCUAUUGAAGUGAUUGCGGAGAUGCAAAAUCAAGUAGAAAGAGUAUGGGUAAUAGGAGGAAGUAGAGUGUACAAGGAUGUCAUGGGAUCCCCAUAUUUUGGACGAUUAUAUUUGACACGUAUAAAGAAAGAAUUUAAAUGUGAUACAUUCUUUCCCCCUAUUCCAAGUGGCUUUGUACUGAUAAAAGAUCCAACUGUACCACAACAUAUCCAAGAAGAAAAAGGAAUAAAAUUUAUAUAUGAAGUAUAUGAAAAAAAAUAAUUACCAGAUAUUUCAAUAUCUUAAUUAUUGAAACAAUUUACAACAGAGACACUAUUUUUAUAAAGUAUUUUUUUUGCUAUGUACCUAUGGUAUGUAAUAAAAACAUGAGACAUUGUGACAAACACAUUAAUAUUAUUAAUCAUUCAUGUAAUUAUAAUAUACAAACACAAUAUUGUUAAUUGUUAUGCUAUAUUUUUUUUUAACAAUAUUUUUCAAGCAUACAUUUUAAACAAAUUUAGGAUAGAAAAAUUUGACAAAACCCAUACCUUUGCUACUAAUUUUACACCACCUUAUGUUUCAUAAUAAAAGUUGUGUCUGUAUAUUUAA